Messenger RNA from Dictyostelium discoideum AX4, 1188 nucleotides. RefSeq names its product DUF544 family protein (gene fam63A). The record is from RefSeq and is a predicted model, not a curated record. Gene Ontology annotation, molecular function: cysteine-type deubiquitinase activity; K48-linked deubiquitinase activity. Lineage: Eukaryota; Evosea; Eumycetozoa; Dictyosteliales; Dictyosteliaceae. The transcript has 4 exons. Bases 1 to 1188 code for a protein of 395 amino acids.
AUGGCAGAUACUUUUCAAUAUAAAUCAAAAGAUGGAAAAUUGAUCGAUUUUGAUGUUUCAAGACCCUCAUGUGAAAGGUAUGGUUUUUUUGCAGGAUCAAGAGUAAUGACACCAAAAGGUGCUGGAACAGUGAUUGGAGUUUAUGAAAAUAAUUUAUGGUUCCAUAUAGAAGGUGACGAAGGUGCAUCAUAUUGGGAUAAUGGCAAAGAUUACGAGUCAUUGGUAUUUAAAUUAAGUGUUCAACUUAUCGAUGACGAACCAAUUGGACCAACUGAAAAUAGAUAUAGAGUAAAGAGAAUCACUUACCUUAAGAAAGAAGUUUCAAUUAUCCUUCAAAAUGAGAAUGGACCAUGUCCAUUGAUUUCAAUUGCAAAUGUUUUAUUACUCUCUCAAAAAAUUUAUUUAGAUCCUGAUAUUCAAUUUGUUACAAUUAAAAAACUUGGUGAUUUAAUUAUGAAACAUGCUAAAAGCCUUUAUAAAGAAAAUCAAGAUGUAUUAGAAAUAUUAGAAGAUUAUAAUAAAAAUGUUUUACCAAGUUUAGAGAAGGGUUUAAUUGUAAAUAUAUACUUUGACAGUAUUCAAGGAUUUGAAAAGACUGAACCAUGCCAAAUUUUUGAUUAUUUAAAUAUUAAAUUGGUUCAUGGUUGGAUUGUAGAUCCAAAUCAAAAAGAGGUCAAGCAACUUAUUGGCCACUUAAAUUAUAACGAUUUAGUUCCAAAGAUUGUUACUUUCGAUCAAAGUUUUCCAAAUGCAAAACCAGAGUUACAACAAAAAAUUAAUGAUUUCGCAAAUAGUAAUCAAUUAACAGAUUAUGGUUUGUCAUUAAUCCAAGAACACUUAAAAGAAGAUGAACUAUGUGUAUUUUUUAGAAACAAUCACUUUGCUACCAUGACCAAACAUGAUGGAUAUUUACAUAUUUUAGUAUCAGAUGUAGGUUAUGAAAGAGAAAACAAUAUCAUUUGGGAUAGAAUUAUGUCAAAAGAAGGUGAAUCCAUUUUCCUCUCUGGAGAUUUCCGUUCAAGAAAAGAUGAAUUAAUCAUUGAAGUUGUAAAUACUUUGAAACUAUUUGGUUUCAAAGAUAAUGAAGUCGACGAAGCUAAAUCUUAUAUUCAAACAAUUGAUAAAAUGGAUGUUGAUUUAGUUGAUGAAGCAACAAAAUUUCUUCAAAGUAGAGGAUAUACUUUAUAA